AUGAUCUUUAAGGUCCUUUCCAACCUAAGAAGUGGGGAAAAGAGAUAAAGUCCUAUUUUCCAGCUCUUCGGAGAGCUGAAUCUCGGCUUGCUCUGAAAUGUGCCUUUGUGGAAGGUGAGAAAAGCUCGAGAUGGUUUUGCAUGUUAAGCUGCAAUAGGAUUAUGGAGCCGAGCAAAUUAAAUCAAUUCUGGGCUGGGUGGGGAAGUUCCGCAUGGUGUGUUUAAGCUGCUGUGUUGUCUCUGAGAUGCAGAACUGAACAUCCAGAGGAUGGCUGGUGCAUGGGGUGGUCCUAUCCACAGAGUGGCUGGCACUUGGGGUGAUCCUAUCUGUCACGUGGUUGGCACUUGGGGUGAUCAUAUCCAUGGAGUGGUUGGCGGUUAGGGUGACCCCAUUCAUGGAGAGGUUGGCACCUGGGUUGACCCCAUCCCUAUGGGCCAUCCUUGCCUGCCUGACACAAUCCCAUUUGCUGGGUUCAUUUGUACCUGUUCAUUGGGAGUUUUGCAUGCAGCAGGAGGUGGUAUGGUGUUUGUGGGUUUGUUGUUGUGUCUUUUCCCCUCCAUCUCCCUGGAGGGAGAGAGCAGGGCGUGCUGGGAGAGGAGGUGUUAGCAACAAUUGAUGUCAUGAGGUUUGCUAUUUUUCAUGCCAGCUCUGGCUCGGGGAUAUUUUAUUAUGUUGUGGGGUAAGAUCUGGCAUUAAUCCAUUGAAGUGUGGGAAUAAAAAUGAUACUGCAAGCAGGCGAUCCUGAGGAGGAGGGGAUGCUGAUAGAUGUGUUCAAGAAACGUGUAGAUGUUGUACUUAGGGAUAUGGUGUAGGCGAGCAAUAGUGGUGGGUGGUGGAUGGCUGGACUAGAUGAUCUUAGAGGUGUUUUCCAACCUUAAUGAUUCUAUGAUUCUAAGAGCUGAGACUGGUCUGGGACUGAGGGCCUGGCGAGGAUGCAAACUUCCCACGUGCAGAAAGCGCAUUUCCCACCAGCAUCCUGCACCCCCAGAAUCCAGCACUGCCUUUUGGCCCAUCCUGCUUGGCUUUGCUAUGGACACCUCCAGCUCAAGCAGCCUCCAUGGUCGCUACCAUCAGUCCUGCUGUCAGGAGCAGCUUGCCGACACAUUUAUUUUUAACUCAGCCUUGGAUCAUAGCGUGGAAAUGCAGCAGUUUUGUAGUGGGAAAAGAAUUGUGGAGUCUUUAAGGUUCAGAAACAAUGUUUUUGUUCCAACUUUAUGUGCAAGUGAAUAUUAUUUCAACUGUUUAUAGUAUCACUAAAUCUUGUGCUGGAAUGAGUUAUUAAGGUUUUAUAUAGAAAACACCAGAAAGGUGCUUUCAAGGACUGAUUAAUUGAAAAUAUCCCCUGGAAAAUAUCGUAGAAAUAAUCAACAGUUUUCCUGUGAUCUGUUCUCAAUUUAACGCCAUUUCCCAGAGACAAUGGCAUUCAGCCACAGACAGAUUGCUGACCCUGGCUGCAGGGCUGUGUCCGUUUGAGCUUUCCAGUGCUACCGGCUUUGGCAUCCCCGUCGCAUGCCCUGGCUGCAGGAUCCCAGUGGGGCACACAGAAUUCUAUUUCCCAGCUGGGGUCCCCAUUCCCCUUCCCCAUGACCUCAAUGGGAAGCGGAGCCCGGAGCUGUUUGGGGUGGGUGUGCCCGAGGAAAUCACCCAUCGCCCGCACACUCGAUGGAUGCUGCGUCGCCAUGGAGGAGGUGGUUUCCAUGGCGACCGUUGCCAUGCCGAUGGCUACCAGAGAAGGACCUGAGAGCAUCCUGGGGAGGUUUGCCAGCCUCUCCCCGCUGUUAAGGAUGAAUUUAUAAGGCACCCUUCCUCCCAGUGCGCAAGGCAGACGUUUGGCAGCAGGACAUGUCCGGAGAUGUGCAGGGUCAGGCAGGAGGCAUCAGGUCCCUUCAGUUCCUUGGUUUCCCAGCAAACACUGAGCGCUGCCAUGCUGAGCAUGUCAGUGGGACCCUUUUCCCAGUCAUUACAUUUUUCUCUAUGUAAAAUGAUGUCACCUACCUUGAUAAAGGGAGAGGAGAGGGAGGGAUGGAGCAUCUGCUGUGCUGGGAGAUAGAUGUGUAUGGACAGCACGGAGGGACUGAAGCCUCUCUAAUCUCCAGCUCAGCUCUGAUGGGGCUGGGCCAAAGGGCCUGAGCUCUCACUCACUUUCCAAGGCUCUUAGUGCAGGACUUGGCUGUGAUUUCUGCUGCUGCAGCCCCUUGGCUGCAGUUCCCAGCCGGCCCUGCCAAGCCACAGUGUGGAGGCAUCAAGGGGACAGUGGGCUGGUGUCACCAUGUGUCCAUGGGAGUUCCAGGCAGCUGGAAGUAAACUGUCUAUUGCCUUUGCCGUGAGGAGUGGGGAGACAAAUGGACAUCCCCUGGCAUGGCACAGAUGCAGCUCAUCCCGAGGCAAAGGAGUAAUUAAUCCCCAUCACUGUUGAGUCUAACUGGGCUCAGCCCCACUGAGCGAUGGAAUCAGCUGUGGUGCUUUUGCUUAGCUGGGUGUCGAUGCCCUUGUGCACGGAUCUCCUUCAUCUCCAGGACCUUCCCAGUGAUUCAUCACCACGAGACCACCAGGGCCAAGCCCUGCUUGCAGAUUGCACUGACAACUGCCCAAGGCUCAGCGCUGGCGCAAUGAGAACUAUGAGAGGCCAGUGGACCUGGAGGGCUCCGGGGAUGAUGAUCCCUUUGGGGACGAUGAACUGGAUGACAUCUACUCGGGCUCCGGCUCAGGCUAUUUUGAGCAGGAAUCAGGGUUGGAGACGGCGGUCAGCCUCACCACGGACACAUCCAUCCCGCUGCCCACCACGGUGGCCAUGCUGCCCAUCACCUCGGUGCAGCCUGUGGCAACUCCCUUUGAGCUGUUCCCCACCGAGGACACAUCCCCUGAGCAAACAACCAGCGUCUUGUAUAUCCCCAAGAUAACAGAAGCACCAGUGAUCCCCAGCUGGAAAACCACCACCACCAGUACCACUGCCAGUGACUCCCCCAGUACCACUGCAACCACCACCACGGCUGCCACAACCACUACAACCACCACCACCAUCAGCACCACCGUGGCCACCGCCAAGACCACCACUACCCAGAGGUUCCUGCCUCCUUUUGUCACCAAGGCAGCCACCACCCGGGCCACCACCCUGGAAACACCCACCACCUCUGUUCUCGAAACCAGUGUGCCGACAGAGGUGACCACAUCACAGCUCGUCCACUCCAGCACAGCCAAGCCUAGGUCCCUGCCAAAACCAAGCACCUCCAGGACUGCAGAACCCACGGAAAAAAGCACUGCCUUGCCUUCCAGUCCCACCACGCUGCCACCCACAGAAGCCCCUCAGGUGGAGCCAGGGGAGUUGACGACAGUCCUCGACAGUGACCUGGAAGUCCCAACCAGUAGUGGCCCCAGCGGGGACUUCGAGAUCCAGGAGGAGGAGGAGACAACUCGUCCUGAGCUGGGCAAUGAGGUGGUGGCAGUGGUGACACCGCCAGCAGCACCAGGACUGGGCAAGAAUGCAGAGCCGGGGCUCAUCGACAACACAAUAGAGUCGGGCAGCUCAGCUGCUCAGCUCCCCCAGAAGAACAUCCUGGAGAGAAAGGAAGUGUUGAUAGCUGUGAUUGUCGGUGGUGUGGUGGGAGCCCUCUUUGCUGCCUUCCUGGUCAUGCUGCUCAUCUACCGGAUGAAGAAGAAGGACGAGGGCAGCUAUACACUGGAGGAACCUAAACAAGCCAACGUGACCUACCAGAAGCCGGACAAGCAGGAGGAAUUCUAUGCGUAGGACGAGAGCCCGGCAUGCCUCACGCUCCCUGCUCCUGCUCCAAACUUUCCCUCCUCUCCUCCAUCCCGUCUCUCUCUUUAUCUCUCUUCUCUUUUGGAUCAAACUGUGAAUUUAAAAAGCAAAAAAAACAAACGAACAAACGAAAACGGAAAAGGAGAAACCAUAUCUUUGGCGCGUGGAGAUCGCCACAUUGAGGAUGGCGGAUGGAGCUCACGGGGCUUUUCCCACCUCCAUGGCGGACUCUGGGAUCCGGACACCUUGUACCAGCCCUAGGGCGCAGGGUUUGGAUUUAUCUUCCUUUUUUUUUUUUUUUUCCCGUUGGAAAGAAAGGAGGCUUUUCCCUCUCUUUUUUUUUUUUUUUUUUUUUUUUUUUUUUUUUUUUUUAAUGGAGCCUGUUACUUUGCAGGAAUUCCCUUUUGCUCCCUACUUCUGUUUGAAAAGAGGAUGCAACUCUCAGAUACGCUUUGAACCUUGAAAAAGCACAAGGGGCCGGAAUACCUGAUGCCCCGGGAUUUGCUCUUGGAAUGGGGGAACAAAACCAAACAAAACCAUGGCCAGCUCCUGUCUGGAGAAUUUGUGGAGCACCAGGAAGCCAUGUUUGUGUUCCUCAUGUGGAUCCACUCCGGCCACCAGCACCCUUUGCUGCAUCGCUGUGCAAAACCAGAGACCUGACAUCUCUAGAACCCAUGUGGUGUUGGCGUGGUGUGGAGCAGGGCCCAUGCUUUCGAUGGGUUUUCACUGUGACCAAUAAAGCUCAGCUUGCGCAGCCCCUCUGACAGCACUGGUUUUCGAAUGGCACGGGAAGGCACUUGGUGGGGAGCUGGCAUGGGGUGGGAAUGCAAAUGUGCUUGGCUGGGGUGGUGUCCUGCAGCUCAGCAAGGAAAGGAAAGAGAAGCAGAGGCACUAAAUGACACGAGUCAAGCAGGGGGACCCAGCCACAGGAACACAGAGAUGUUUUGGGGCAGCUUGGAGCAGAGUGAGUCAUCUGCUGCAUGGCAUUGGUGAGCCCCAGUGCUGAGCAUUUCUAUUCCUUUUGUUGAAUUUUGAUUCCCAUGGGGAUCAGCUCAGGGCAGCCCACGAGCAAAGAGCCCAGGAGCUGUCACCAGCCAUGCAAUGCUCUCCAUUCUGCUGUCCCCCGCUGUGCAGAGCCCAACCACGCCUUUGAGAAACGCCAGAUUUCAGAGCAAGUUCUCUGCACAGAAAAGUCAAUUAGAUAUUUCAAUUAGUUGGCUUUUAAUUAGCUGAAGCACUGCUUGCCGUGCAGCCAAGGAUCUUGGUUUUAACAAUGGCUGCGAUCUCGGCAGUUUCCUGUAGAGAUGUUGGCUUUGCUAUUAGAGAAAUUUAAACAGGAAAACAACACAAAUAUCAGUUCCUCUGACUCUGUUGCACCAUGAAUUGACCUGCACAGACACAGUAACACCUUGUGCACCUCAGGGUGUGAGUGCAUAUAGGGAUUUAUCACCCUACUGGAGGCUGCAAGACAACAGAUCUUCUUUUUGUGUUGGGAAUUUGAGAGGCUGAAUGCAUGUAUAUGUAUAUAUAUAUAUAUAUAUACACCCACAUACAUACACAGUUUUAUAUAUAUAUAUACGUGAAAUGAAAUCCCUGUAAAUUGUCAUUGCACUGCAUACAAUGGCUGAGUGGAGCCAAGUGAUUGUGAAGAGCUGAGGUUUGUGCAUCAGCAUUCGGUCCCUGAGCUCAUUGCUGAUCCUAUUCCCUGGUAAGGAGCACAGCCCAGCUGUAACAGUCCCACUUUUGGAGAAAUCAGCCUCAAAACAGUCAUCGUUUUGGUUCUCUGCAUUUGGAGAAGGCUGUUCUGUUGGCUGCCUUGGGUGGGAUGCUGAAGGUGCUGAUGUAUGUGUGUGUAUACACGCACCCAUUUCUCAGUUCUGUCAGCAUGAGGAUGAGGAUGCUCUGAAGGUGACCACAUGGCUGAGGAAGGCUGGUGCUGGCCCCAAGGGCCAGUUCCAAGCUGCUCAAAAGGGAGAGCUUGAUGGCUUUGUGUUUCUGGUCCCAAAGGGCAUUGGCUGUUGGUCCAUGGCAGAAAUAGAAGCUCUCCUCAGUACCGUGAGUUGGGCAUGGCAAGCAUCCAGGCCACCCAAAAUCACUGUCUUUUGGAAUAACGUGGACUUAAUCCUUUGAGCUUACAUUAAGAAAAAAAAAGUCAAACCUCCCAGCUUAAUCUUUUAAAUGCUGCUUUUCUUAGCUGCUUCCCUAAUCUUCUUCAUUCCAUUUUUUUCCCCUUUAAUAGUCUGAACUUCUAUAAUACAUUUUUUUAUUCACUCAAGCUUAACCUUGGUUCGCUCAGCUGGUGUUAAGUUGUAAUCCUGGCACUUAAAUCUGUGACAGUUCCAGAAGUGAGGAAGGCUGGCAGCAGGGAGAGGAGCUGGGCAGCGCUUCCUCUGACAGCCAUUAAACGCAGGAGAUCACAGGCCAAAAAAGAGGUGAAGCCAAUUAUAUCCGUAAUUAGAAAUGACCAGGCUUCAUUCAUUGUCCUCUGCUCCUCCACGGUUGCUCAGAGACUGCAGAGAUGUGAUCACAAGGAGGGUUCCUCUGGGGGUGGAGAUGAGUCUGCAUGGGAUGGAGCUGACCAUGGGGAAAGUCCAGCUCCAGAGAAAUGCCAUCAGCUCUGUGUAAUGGGGAUGGACAAAACCCAGUGGUGCUCUGAGGACGUGAGCAGCCCCACUGGUGCAGAAGGUCUUUUCCUUCCGCUUCCCCGUGUCUUUGGUGUCCCUGUGAGAUACUAAGCCUCAAGGAAGAGCCUUUGCCAUGCACGCUUCUAUAUUUUAGGAGAGCAGUGGGACACAGGUGGCCCCAGCCAGUGGCAGGACUCAGCCAGGUUGGGUUUUUCAUGGCUGGAAUUGGGUCACUUCUUUCCUCUGAAAACUUUAAUUUUGAACCUUUCAAAAAUAAACAGCAGGACUUGAUAUGAAUUUCCCAUUCCUUCCCCAUUUUGCCCAUUGGGUGACAAAAUCCCCCCCCUCUUCGCUCCAUGUGAACCUUGGCUCCUGCUCCCAAGAGUUAUCCAACCUUUACCAAGAGCCACCAGCAUGGAGGCUAUAAUGGGAGCAAACCCAUCACCAUACAACGAGAUGAAUUCUUGUGUUCUUUUCCUUUUUAUACUUACGACCACGUCUGGGCUUGGAGCUUUCUGUGGGGCACUGCCAGCUCCCAAAGCGACGCUGAGUAUUCACAACUGAAACUGUUACUUGAGGCGGUGGGGGUGUGUGUGGCAUGUGUAUGUAUGUAUAUAUAUGUGUAUGUAAUUAAUAUAUAUGUAUAUAUGUAUAUACGUGUGUGUGCAAAGCACACACGCGUACACAGCUUCAAUGCAAACUGCACCUAACGAGGAAGGGGUGCUGGGGGCUCCUUCCUUCACCGUGGCUAUGGGGGGGCAAGAAGCUGGCCCUGCCUCCCCAGCUUUUCCAGGGCUGGGGCAAGGAGCCUGCUGCCAACUGCCCCUUUCCAUGGCCAGAGCUGAAACAGAGCCCAAAACUCGUGGUGAGACCCCAAAACCCACGUGGCUCUGCUUCCCCCCACAUACUGUGCCUGCAGCUCCAUGGCCGUACCCACACUCCGUCCCUAUAGAGAAGUCUCAAGUCUGGAGUUAGCAAAAUUUUUUUUUUAAUAUAUAUAUAAUUUUUUUAAUUAUUUUGUUAAAAUUCACCCUAGGAGACGCCCGUGCAAUGCCCAGAUUUAUCCCCCCGCACCUCGCAGACAGCUCCAUCACUGCAUUUCCAAAGACCUCAGGGGUACCAGUGACCCUCUGGGUGUUACCCACCCCCUGGUCUAAGGCAUAAAUGUACAGCUGACAAUCAAAACUAACAGAAAUGCUGACUUUAGAAAUAAAUGUAUCCAUUGCAGUUUGAUAGAACUUUUUAAAAUCACGUGCUUAUCUCUCACAAGUGCUCACCACCAGGAUAAAUCACUGCCCAUUGGUUCUUCUGUAAAUAGACAUGAAACAACCUUGUAUAAAUUAAAAAGAAAAAAAAAAAA
Messenger RNA from Numida meleagris (helmeted guineafowl), 7741 nucleotides. It is a transcript of the gene SDC3, whose product is annotated as syndecan 3. Bases 2792 to 3745 code for a protein of 317 amino acids. The record is from RefSeq and is a predicted model, not a curated record. The transcript has 5 exons. Gene Ontology annotation, cellular component: membrane; cell surface. Gene Ontology annotation, biological process: cell migration. NCBI's taxonomy places the organism in Eukaryota, Metazoa, Chordata, Aves, Galliformes, Numididae.